CCAACCCGCCCAAAGCAAAGAUUGCUUUCACGGUGCCCUAUCAUUGCCUCUUCCGUCUAGGUUGUUAGUCUGUGAACUCGGGCGCUACGAUUCCGUUCUCCAUAUCACAGCAUUCAAGUUCUUGCCCAAGUCCUCAAGAUUCCAAUCUGAAACUGAACUCUCUCUGCUCAAUAAGGGUUUUCUACGUCAAUCUAGCACUCCUCUUCACAUGCUAAUCUAGCGUUUUCUUGCUCUCUGCACUUGAACAAUCGUUCCGGAACCAGGAAGCAUGUCAAAGCGGAAAUUUGGAUUCGAAGGGUUUGGAAUAAACCGCCAAACGACCUACAACUUCGAGCGAUCCCAAGCUCCGCAACGGCUUUACGUUCCUCCUUCGUCGCGCCACGGCCAUGACAACUAUGAAGACACCGACCUCGACAACAUCGAUUACGCAGAAAAUGACAACGCCAAGGGCACUUCAGCUGAUAAUAAUAAUGAUAGUGGUGCUGAAGAUGACGAAAUUGAUCCUCUGGACGCGUUCAUGCAGGGGAUACAUGAGGAGAUGAAGGCUGCCCCUCCUCCGAAGCCGAAAGAGAAGGCGGAGAAGUAUAGGGAUGACGAGGAUGAUGAUCCUAUGGAGAGCUUUUUGAAGGCGAAGAAGGACAUAGGCUUGACGCUAGCGGCGGAUGCUCUACACGCAGGUUAUAAUUCGGAUGAGGAGGUUUACGCGGCGGCGAAAGCUGUGGAUGGGGGGACGUUGGAGUAUGAUUCGGAUGAUAAUCCAGUGGUGGUUGAUAAGAAGAAGAUCGAGCCUAUUCCAGCUCUGGAUCAUAGCUCUAUUGAUUAUGAGCCAUUUAAUAAGGAUUUUUAUGAGGAGAAGCCAUCAAUAUCAGGGAUGAGUGAGCAGGAUGUUGCUGAAUACCGCAAGAGUUUGGCUAUCCGUGUUUCAGGUUUUGAUGUACCCAGGCCAAUAAAGACAUUUGAAGACUGUAGUUUUUCAUCACAAUUGAUGAAUGCUAUAGCAAAACAAGCUUAUGAAAAGCCUACAGCAAUACAGUGUCAAGCUUUGCCUAUUGUGCUUUCUGGGAGAGAUAUCAUUGGCAUAGCAAAAACUGGUUCUGGUAAGACUGCUGCUUUUGUACUUCCCAUGAUUGUACAUAUUAUGGAUCAACCUGAACUUCAGAAAGGAGAGGGUCCAAUUGGGGUGAUUUGUGCACCCACUAGAGAAUUAGCCCACCAAAUAUAUUUGGAAGCAAAGAAAUUUGCUAAAUCACAUGGGAUACGUGUCUCUGCCGUCUAUGGUGGGAUGUCAAAGCUUGAUCAGUUCAAAGAACUUAAGGCAGGAUGUGACAUUGUCGUUGCCACUCCAGGGAGAUUAAUAGACAUGUUAAAGAUGAAAGCACUGAAUAUGUCUAAGGCAACUUACUUGGUACUUGAUGAGGCUGAUCGAAUGUUUGACCUGGGAUUUGAGCCACAAGUGUGGUCUAUUGUUGGUCAGAUUAGGCCAGACCGCCAGACCUUACUCUUUUCAGCUACAAUGCCUCACAAGGUGGAAAAGUUAGCUAGGGAGAUUCUCACUGAUCCCAUAAGAGUUACAGUGGGGGAGGUGGGAAUGGCCAAUGAAGAUAUUACUCAGGUUGUUCAAGUAAUUCCUUCUGAUGCAGAGAAGUUGCCUUGGCUUCUUGAAAAACUACCUGGAAUGAUUGAUGAUGGUGAUGUUCUAGUUUUUGCUUCUAAAAAAGCUACUGUUGAUGAGAUUGAAUCACAAUUGGUUCAGAAGGGAUUUAAAGUUGCAGCUCUUCAUGGUGACAAAGACCAGGCUUCUCGGAUGGAUACUUUGCAAAAAUUUAAAUCUGGUGUCUAUCAUGUUCUUAUUGCAACUGAUGUUGCUGCUCGUGGACUUGACAUCAAAUCAAUCAAGUCGGUGGUGAACUUUGAUAUUGCAAGAGACAUGGACAUGCAUGUGCAUCGUAUUGGUAGGACUGGUCGUGCUGGUGACAAGGAUGGGAUUGCUUAUACUCUUGUUACUCAAAAAGAAGCACGUUUUGCUGGUGAAUUGGUUAACAGUUUGAUUGCUGCUGGUCAGAAUGUCUCCAUGGAACUUAUGGAUCUUGCCAUGAAGGAUGGGAGAUUCAGGUCCAAACGUGAUGCGAGAAAAGGAGGUGGGAAAAAGGGUAGAGGGAGGGGUGUAGGUGGUCGAGGUGUGCGUGGAGUGGAUUAUGGUCUUGGCAUUGGCUAUAAUCCAGAACCCAACAGUACUCCAUCUCAAGCUGCUCCAAGUAGAUCUGCUGCAGUUAGUUCACCAAGGACAGGGAUGAUGGGUCAAUUCAAGAGUAAUUUUGUUGCUGCUUCAUCAAACCCUCAAAGUUCUAGUGCUUAUGCCAACAAGAGACCGGCAUUACCUGGAUUUGUCUCUGGUGGUUCAAUUGGUGGAGACAUAAACAGAACUCGAACAAACAGCUCAGUACCUGGUUUUGUCUCUGGUGGUUCAAUUAGUGGAGAUGCAAAUAGAACUGUGACAACCAGCUCAUUACCUGGUUUUGUCUCUGGGGGUUCAAUUAGUGGAGAUGCAAAUAGAACUGUUACGACCAACUCCUUACCUGGUUUUGUUUCUGGUGGUUCAAUUAGCAGAGAUGCAAAUAGAACUGAGACAAUCAGUCAGAAGACUCAGAACACUGGAGGAAAUCCUAAUCAGACCAAAGAAAGUUCCAGGGAUCGGGGUAGGGAAAGGCGAAGGCCAUCUGGUUGGGACCAUUGAUGCUACUCUCACCUAGUCCCCUGGAUGAGAACAACUUUCUUCUAGGAUGACACUUAAAAUCUAUGUGUGGUUAUUUAUGCCGACCGAGUUCCUUCAUGUUCUUGUUGUUUAGCUACUACUUGUGUAUGAUUUCAUAUUUGAGUUUGUAGAAAGUUAUAAUUACUGCGUAUUAAUCAAUAUGAUUUCCUAAAUCCUUCUUUUGACUA
This is a messenger RNA of Hevea brasiliensis (rubber tree), 2940 nucleotides long. RefSeq names its product DEAD-box ATP-dependent RNA helicase 24. The transcript is spliced from 5 exons. The record is from RefSeq and is a predicted model, not a curated record. The coding region runs from base 269 to 2734 and encodes 821 amino acids. Gene Ontology annotation, molecular function: ATP binding; RNA helicase activity; RNA binding. Lineage: Eukaryota; Viridiplantae; Streptophyta; Magnoliopsida; Malpighiales; Euphorbiaceae.